Molecule: messenger RNA, 8297 nt
Organism: Chilo suppressalis (striped riceborer)
Lineage: Eukaryota; Metazoa; Arthropoda; Insecta; Lepidoptera; Crambidae
Source: the annotation of a GenBank genome assembly
GAACAUCCUUAUUCCAAUCAAACUGUCAUUUUCGCGAUUUUCUUUCCAAGUUGGAUUUUUAAUUGACCCUCAUUUUUUAAUUUUAAUUUACUGAAUUUGCUGGCACAUUGUUUAUAUAAAUUUUGUGCUGUAAUCUGUGUCUCAGAAGCAUGGCAAGGCGGUGACAUCACGCGUUGGAUUCGUUGCAUCUGACGAUGAAUGCAAUCAUAAUCACCGACAGUGCCGGCAAGAGCUGCAUCUUGUGGUGCUAAUGGGUGUCCUAAACUGCUGAGAAUCAUGCUUAAACUCGCCACUCUAUGUGUCAAUUUAAAUCUUACGGUGACUAAAGUACGAAGGCUCUACGGGGUAGUUUUUAUUUAUUUAUUUCAUAUCAAAAAUAACAAUUACAGAGCUAAAUAGCUCGCCAUAAAACGCGAGGAUUUGUUCGCUGUGCUAAGUACAAAUACGAUUAACAUAAUUAAUAUUAGGCUAAUAGUAGGCUAGAUGGGGGAGACCGUUUACCGCCAGUCCGCAAUAAACGCUUAAACUGAACGCCCGUCUUUAAUUGGAUAUCCCUAAUAUUAAAUUGGCGACGAGGAUGGGAUCGGUUGAAGGUGCUGACGCAUUAAAUUAUCCGCCUCUUCGUAAGUUAACUCCGACGGCUUCUUCGGACUUGUUAAGUUAACGAGUAAUUCAUAGGGUUCAUCACCCAUCGUAGCGAUUAAAGUGGGUAACUUUUUAGGCUGGAUGGGGGGGCGACCGCUUCCCGCCAGUCCGCAAUAAACGCUUGAACUGAACGCCCGUCUUUAAUUGGAUAUCCCCAAUAUUACAGUUAGUUUCCUUCAAUUAUUUUUAUAGGUAUCAUUACAACUGUUGAGCGAGAGGUGAAUAGCAAAGUGACGUGAGGAGAAGGGAUCGUGCCGCUAACACCUGGACCGGGUAGUUUUUACGUAUCUACGGGUUGCUCAAAAAAUCUAUAUAUAUAAAACUCAAAGGUGACUGACUGGCUAACAUAGUGAUCUAUCAACGCACAGCCCAAACCACUGGACGCAUCGGGCUGAAAUUUGGCAUGCAGGUAGAUUUUAUGACGUCGGCAUCCGCUAAGAAAGGAUUUUGAUCAAUUCUAUCCCCAAGGGGAUAAAAUAAGGUAUGCAACUUUGUCAAUUUCAAACCGAUCGGGCUGAGACUUUGCAUGCAGGUAUAAGAAGAACCAUAGAUGAAUGUCAUUGUGUAUAAUACAAGCCUGAGAACAAAAAUCUGUAGUCUACACUUCAGCUCUACACCGAAGCGAAGCGAAGGCGGGCCGCUAGUAUGAUAUAUAAGAUGAUAAGGUGAUUGGGUCAGGGAAGGCAACGGUGUGAGUGAUAUUAUUGGUAUCUCAAUCGUCUAUCGGCUUAUGGUGGCCGUUUAUCAACAGACGGGACGGCUACGAUUAUUUGCCACCCUUCUAUAAUAUAAAAAUGAAUCGCUGCAUGUGUUGCUAAGCGCAAAUCUCGAGAACAGCGGAACCGAUUUCGAUAAUUAUUUUUUUAAGAAAAUAUUUUUUGAAGUACGAGGGGAAAUUUUAAAAAAUGUCUGAAAAAGUCCGAAAACAGCACUUUUCUAUACUCCCAUACAAACGAUUCGUAAUAAUACUUUAAAGUCAAUUUGAACUUUAAUACCAUACCAUAAAUUUCAAAUGUUAGUGAAGAGGUUCCGGGAAGGCAAAACAAUUGAGUGACGUGAUGUCAAUAGAAGUUUGGAAAAGGCAAAUAUACCAUUUUCAGUUUUUUUUAUAAUUAUAUGAAGAGUCAUUUAGUCUACACUACAGGUCUACUCCGAAGCGAAGCGAGGGCGGGCCACUCGUUUUACAUAAAAAUAAAAUAGUGAUUACUGAUAAAUCUAAAAUUUUAUAAUAGUUACCAAUCUUAUUAGCACGUCUGACUUUAAAUUUAUUCUAAAAUGACGUAUCCUUCCUUUGACGUAGCGUGUUGACUGACAUUCAAUGGUAUGUAGGGUUGUCAUCUUUAGAAAUGCAAAAGGCGGAUGGGAGUUCUUUAGCCUGACAGCGGACUAUUUCUUUACUUAUCUUUGUUUUCAUAUUUUUAUAGAAUUUUUAAAUUUUGUAGUUAUCCAAAAUAUUUAAAAUAGAUAUUUAAAAUCGUAUCUUUGAACGUACCUGCUAAAUAUUUUUACAAAGUGCGCUAGUUAAAAACGAAUAAAAGAUACCAACAGUUAAGUCUUGUGACAACAAUAAAGUCUAUUAUGAUUUAUUAUGCCAUUCAUUAAAAUAGAUCGUUCCACUUGUAACUAACUUCUCUUUAUCAGGUUCUUUAUAAGGUUUUCCCAAGUGCAUUUAUUAUUAUAAAUUAAUUAUAACCUCAUUUGACUUUGAUAACAUAGCAAGACGACAUCGUGCUCUUUGGGUUUUAGGUAUAACGAAUGAGUCAACUAUUACUGGAAGAACAUAAGUAUAGUAAAUGGAAAUAUUGUUUCUUUGAAAAGUUACCAUACUACAACUUUUCAAUUCUCUCUACUAAUUUCAAACUUAAAAUCGAAUUCACAAAAAUUUGACCGUCCGCUGUCUGACCUCAUUUGUAUUUUAUAAUAUGUAAGUAACAAACAUUUAUUUGUUUACUUUUACCACACCUCCAAACUUAAUUAGAAUACAUCUGUAAAUAUGAUGAGAUGAUAUAUCAUAAAUAUUUAUAUAGCUAGUGAUCUAUUUACGGUGUUGUCGUGAUAAUUUCAUUACGUUAUGUUAUAUAUUUUUUUUUAUGCAUAAUAGGCAAAGCGUUUGACCACAAUCUCGCUUGAUAGAAAGCGAUGAAGAGGCCUAGGAUGGUACACGUCUGCCUAAAAGAUGCCUGUUCACUCUGACCUAGAAGAUAUCCUGAUUAUAUUGGUCCGGGAAAACAGACCUUGGCAAGGAGUUCCACUCCCUAGCCGUUCGCAAAAUGAAGGCGGAAGCAAAACGCUUCGUGCGAAUGGGAGGAAAUGCCCACGACGAAGAAUAUAUUACCUGUUUAGUUAUAUCUGAAGUCGAAGAAUGGAGAACAAAGCGCGAAUUUUUGCUUCGUACCCCCAAGGGUAGGAAGCAGAUUUACUUCUCUUCAGAUGAUCCUAACACCAACGCGGCGCUUGUUACUGAUGUGAUUCUAAAAGGUAUGGAAUGUUUCAUUUCAAAUUCUGUGGUCCUACUAGGCGGCCGAACUCAGCCCUGGUUUGGUAUAUUUAUAGCCGAGGCCUAAAAGGUUUAUUGGUACCCCUACACUGGGCUUCUACUGUGGAGAAUAAGGCUAAUAAUUCAUCUGACUCGAAGAAGCCGUAUAACACUGCUUCGAGGUCCUUUAAAAAGCAAAUAAAAUGGGCAAAAUUCGAACAUGUUGGCAGGACUGGCGAAAGACUUGUGAGUUAUCCUACUGGGAGUUGUGCUUUCUGGACGCUCGCCAAAGCUAAAAAAGGCAAUUUUUGUUGGUGGUCAUCGUUGCCGCCUUUACGUUGCCAGGAGGUUCUCAAGCUCACACCGCAAACGAGAAACUCGAUCUCUUGGGCACACUCUUUGCAUCGAAUUCGACUCGAUGACAGGGGAAAUAUACCACUUACCAUUUAUCACCAUCAUCAUCAGCCUCUUUUUGUCCCCACUGCUGGGGCACAGACCUUCCCUAUGGAUGGAAUAGGGAGAUUGGGCCAUGACCCACCACGCGGGCCCAGUGCGGAUUGGCGGUUGCUAACGAUUGCAGAUGCAACCGGGACCAACGGCUUAACGUGCCUUCCGAAGCACGGAGGAACUUGAGAUAGAAAUUUUUGGUCACCCAUCCAAUGACCGACCACUGCGAAAGUUGCUUAACUACAACGAUCGCACCUGAACGUGCUAACCACCUGCGCCAUCGAGCUCCUCAUACCUACCAUUGCAAGGUGCAAAAUCACCAUCCGCUUUACUCCAAAGCGCUGUGCGGCGAGCUCCUUUUUCCCUCGAUAUCUGGAAGUCUAGUGGGCCGGAUGCAAUCGCAGCUAGCGUACUGAAAAUUUGUGUUCCAGAGCUCUCUCCAGUGCUGACGCGCCUUUAUUCUCACUCAUAUGCGGCUGACAUAGCCCCUCUUCGUGGAAGGUAGUCCUAGUGCACGCCAUCCCUAAAGUCCUGCGAAUACCCUCUAAGCUGCUUAGCGCGAAGCCGCGGGAUCCCCGUUUAGGGAUUCUCCGCGUCUCCGCACCUAGCAGCCUCCCGGCCAAGCCGGGGCUCCACGGCAGGGGUCUCCCGGGGUAUCGCGGGGACCCCGCAGACGUGCGCGGGUAGGCCCGCGCGCGGGGGCUGAGUACGCGGCCUAGUGCCCACCGUACCGCCCCCCCGUCCGCUGCGGAGGGCUACUUGGGCGUGCCCGUGUAGCUCCCUCCGCCGCCCCCCUCUUUGCAGGACAGAACUACAAGGGGGGGCUGCCGUCACGGGGUCCGUCGGUGGCCGGCACGGCCAUCGCCAUGCCGGUCAGCGAGGGACCCCUCGGGUAGGGUCAUGGGACGGGCGCAGCCAGGGCGCGCCGCCGUCCUCUCCUACCUGUCCUCCUUUGGCGGGAGGGAGCGGCCAGAGGAUCAUCCUCCCGCUCCCUCUCAGCCGCCUCCUUCUGCGAGAUGACGUUCUCGCAGAAGGAGGCGGCUGCCUCCCACGCCCUGUCGCAGUGCACGCCAUCCCUAAGAGUGGUUACCGUUCGGACCAAUCAAACUUUCGACCCAUUGUUGUUUUCUUACUUAGCCGAUUUUUCGCUAAUUAAGAAUUUAACGCCCGACAUUUUCGGCCGAUAUGCUUUAUUUUGUAGUGCGAACAGAAUGAGCUACUAAAAAUUAAAUGUUUUCAGUCACAUACGAGUAAGUUGUCAUUUACGUGCAGAUGAUUCACAUUAAUUUUAUUAAAUUUUAAUUUUGUUCUUUUUCUUAUUCAAAUACUAUAUCAUCUAAAUCUGAUAAAUGUGACGUGAUAUUUACCAUAUAAAUACCGUUUUGUAUUAUUUUUAAGACGAUUAAAACAAAUAUUAAUAAUUAACAAAAAAAUUUUAAAACGAAUUUUUUUCGCAGACUUGUGUCAAUAAUGAAAUUCAUUGUGUAUAAUACAAGCCUGAGAACAAAAACUAUAGUCUACCUACACUACAGCUCUACACCGAAGCGAAGCGAAGGCGGGCCACUACAAUAAUAUAAAAUCCACUGGUUUAAAUCCACAGUAAACAAAGGGCACAUUUUUUACAUCAAAAGUCGAAUUUGAAUGUUUGUUGUUUCAUUCAUAAUAGGUUUACUUAUUUGUUUAACAAAAUAAUCCAACACUUUUCCGUGUGAUUGUAGUGGUGUGGUGUGUUUUAUUGAAAUUUAUGUUAAUACUAGUAGGUAUGUUGGGUACUUCAACAGUAGCUUUUGCCUACCUAUGUUAGUACAUAAAAUUCAAAAUAACAUCGGAAGUACAUCAACAACACAUCAGACUUAACAUUAAAAUCUACACAGAUUUCUGAUCUAUGUAAUACUUAUAUGUAGUUUAUAUCGACGCAUACGCAUCAUGUCAUUACAAACAGCGGAUCACCUCACAACCACACCAUUCGUUUAAAGUCCGUCGCGCGGGUCGGACGUGUCGUGUGGCGGCAUGAGACUGUCGUAAAAAUUAAUGUUAUACGAUUUCAGAACGUUCAUCGAAUACUGGUGGAUUGUUGUGUUUUACAAUUUCAUAUUUUACAAACUGGUCGAUAGUUUCAUACGUUAUUUGCUCAGUCGUGUUGCCGACCUAUGGGAAUUGGACACCGAAGAUGAUUAGUGAUAUAGUAAUGCUGUGAUCGCGUUUUUUAAUUAAUUUAUUCAAUCUGUGAUAUUAGAGUUUUAUUUUUGUUUGUUGCGUUGUUGUUGUUUUUUUGUUAGUAAUUUAUUAUUCUUAAUUUGAUUUAAACAAUGACUGAAAAGGCUGGCGUCAUAACCAUACAUCAAAUGCGCUUGCACCGUUGUGAGGGGUGCCUCGCGGCCUGCGGGCGGGACCGCCCCGCGGCGCCGCUCCCUGGAAUCAACAGGAGCAAAGUGAUAAAACGUGCGAGACAUUCCCCGUAUCCAACUGUGAUGAACAAGAAGAACUGUGACGGCAUGGCGGAGCAGGCGCCGCCCACUCCGCCGGACGACGAUGCACCACCUAUGCCUUGGUUCGGCAUGGACAUCGGCGGCACAUUGACCAAGUUGGUGUACUUUGAGCCGCGUGAGACUAACAGGCGCGAACAGGACAAGGAGACGGAGGUGCUGAAGAACAUAAGGCGGUAUCUCACCAGAAACUCGGCGUAUGGGAAGACGGGCAGGAGAGAUGUACAUUUACAGAUGGAGAACGUCCGUAUACGCGGCAUCCGCGGCACACUUCACUUCAUACGGUUCCCUACAUCGGAAGUGGGUGCCUUUCUUCAGCUGGCUCGUUCCAAAGGCAUGGCUGAUCUGGUCAACACGAUAUACGCUACGGGAGGCGGCGCUUAUAAGUUCGAAGAGGACUUCAUAAAGGAGGUGAACAUGCGUUUGGCCAAAUUGGACGAAUUGGACGCGCUCAUAGCGGGAGUUCUAUUCGUGGACGCGAUGAAUUCACAGGAAUGUUACUACUGGGCACCUCCCGACGAGUUGCCGGUCCAUCAACACCCAGCCGAUUCCCCUCCGUACUCCGAAGCAGCCUUAAGCCUGUACGUCCGCAAGCCUUUUGACUUCUCGCGGCCAUAUCCGUUCCUUCUGGUCAACAUCGGCAGCGGCGUGUCUAUGCUCGUUGUCAACGCGCCCACAGACUACUAUAGAGUUAGCGGUACCAGUCUCGGCGGUGGUACAUUCCUCGGUCUAUGUUGUCUAUUGACCGGAUGCAGGAGCUUCGAGGAAGCCAUAUCUUUGGCGGCUUCCGGCGAUAACACCACCGUUGAUAAACUAGUACGGGAUAUAUAUGGAGGGGACUACGCGAGAUUCGGGUUGCCGGCUGAUUUGGUGGCUAGCAGUUUCGGCCAAAUGGCGUCGGCUGAGAGACGCGCUAAAGUGUCCCGUGAAGACUUGGCCCGCGCUACUCUGGUCACAAUCACUAACAACAUCGGUUCCAUCGCCCGUCUGUGUGCCAGCAAUGAGAAUAUUGAGAGGGUAGUGUUUUGCGGCAACUUUCUACGCGUGAAUCCGUUGUCUAUGAAACUGCUGUCGUACGCGAUGUCGUACUGGUCGCGGGGCGCGCUCAAAGCCUUAUUCUUAGAGCACGAAGGUUACUUCGGCGCAGUAGGCUGCCUGCUCCACUUAGAUAUGAAGCAAAAGAACAAGAGUUUGUCGAGAAACGCGACCCCCAUAGUUGAGCCUGGUCACGCGGACAGAUGAGCGAAAACCACCCUUAUGUCCUUAGAAAUAAAGCAGGCUUUACCGUAGCUGAUGUGCGAUGUGACCCUACCUUCUUAUUUCAGUUCAGAAGAUAACAGAUGAGCGAAAACCACCCUUAUGUUUUAAGAAAUAAAGCAGGCUUUACCGUAGCUGAUGUACCCCCUACCUUCUUAUUUCAGUUCAAAAGAUUGUAGAUGAGCGGAAACAACCCUUAUGUUCUUAGAAAUAAAGUAGGCUUUACCGUAGCUGAUGUGCGAUGUGACACUACCUUCUUAUUUCAGUUUAAAAGAUUGUAGAUGAGCGAAAACCACCCUUAUGAUUAUAGAUAUAAAACAGGCUUUACCGUAGCUGAUGUGCGAUGUUACCCUACCUUCUUAUUUCAGUUCAAAAGAUUGUAGAUGAGUGAAAACCACCCUUAAGUAGUUGGAAAUAAAGCAGAUUUUACUAGUAUUGGUGUACGAUAUAUCCCAACCUUCUUAUGUCAGUGUUAGCUACAAACAAAUUGUUAUACAAGACAACAGAUGAGCAGUAACCACCAUUAUGAACUUGGAAAUAAAGCAGACUUUACUAUGACGCGUGCGACGGACAAUCAGAUAAUUUUCAAAAAGUUGUCAAAUACCCUAUGUGUUUGACAAAUAUUUGAAAAAGAUCUUGCGUUAUUUACACGUUUAUAGGAACUCCAUAAAAAGUGGUUAUUUAUCAAUUUCCGAAAAUUGGUAAUUUAUUAAAAAAAAUCGUUCAAAUAUGGCAUUGAAUCCUUUCUCGGGGUAAUAUGGCGGUUUACCUAUGUGUGACAUGACGUCACUCGGCUCUCAUUCAAACGUUAAUCGGAACAAGACGUAAUGGAUAUGAUACUUUAUUCGAUUUGAUUUAUUGAAAGUUUAAAUCUAAAGAAAAGCUUUACUAGAAAAAAAAGUUCUUUAGAUUUAAACAUCUAGCAGUUAAAUGCUUAAAAAAAAUAAAAGCAUAACUAUUUUUUUUAUUUAUUUAUUUAUUUACUA